AUCAAUAAAGGCAACAACAAUAACAACAACAAGCUGUAAAAAACAAGAUGAGGAAUCUUUCAGAUAACGCUUCAGAAUUGCUUUAUGUGAGGUUGACUUGCCUUCUGGAAAGAUGUCUUCCUAUGGACAGAUGCUUAGCUCCCGCUGUUCUGGGCCUUGUGAAGUGACAUGCUCGCAACCAUAUGUCGACAGUCGGAAUGAACCAUGUGUCACCUCAUGCGGAGAUUCAAGAGCAAUCGUGUACGCGCCACCCGUUGUCGUGACUUUCCCGGGACCCAUUAUCAGCUCGUGCCCUCAGGAAAGUUUUGUGGGAACUGCCAUGCCUGAAAUUGAGGGUCAGAUGGGCUCCGGAGGUGGAGGAAUGGGCUCCGGAGGCGGAGGAAUGGGCUCUGGCGGUUCUGGUGGUGGAGGCAGCUCCUAUGGGAUGGGCUCCUGCAGUUCAGGCGGUUCUUAUGGUGGCAUGGGAGGGGGCUCAUAUGGUGGGGAGGGCUCGUGUGGUGGUGGAAUCUCCCGUUUGGGAAGCUUUUACCGAAACUCAUUUUUUUCAGGAUUUGGUAGAAAUUAUUUCCCCUGUUAUUCCAGAGGGUAUUAUAGGUAUCGCUAUGGAAACUAUGGGCCAUUUUAAAUCUCUAAGAAAGAGUAAUGACUGAAGGAACAAUAAGAUACAAACUAGUAGUUGACAUAUAGACCUGGAAAUCAGACAUGCCAAGCACCCUCUGCUCCAGCUGAUGUCAGCAGGAGCUGGGGUUGCUUGGGAUCUUGUUGCGCUUUAAGGCUUACGAUCCCAAUGUUGCCUCACUUUUUGUCAUUUAUGUUAUGUUUUGUUCUUUCCAAACCUGAAGAGAGUAAAACAAGUAAUGGGACUUGACUGUGAAAGUGUCCGGCUGAAAGAAGAACGUCUUGUGAGCCCUGUGCUCCUCUGAACGACCGAUUGAUUAUAGUCCUUGUUGAAAUGGAAAUUCGUUCUCUGUCUCUGCAUUGCCUCAUUCUGCAAGAAUGUAUUCCACUUUUUGUUUGUAUUAAAGCUCCGUUGCAUCAUA
Gymnogyps californianus (California condor) is the source of this 1040-nucleotide messenger RNA. RefSeq names its product claw keratin-like. Lineage: Eukaryota; Metazoa; Chordata; Aves; Accipitriformes; Cathartidae. The transcript has 2 exons. Gene Ontology annotation, cellular component: intermediate filament. Gene Ontology annotation, molecular function: structural constituent of cytoskeleton. The record is from RefSeq and is a predicted model, not a curated record. The coding region runs from base 113 to 625 and encodes 170 amino acids.